Messenger RNA from Rhinolophus ferrumequinum (greater horseshoe bat), 1181 nucleotides. RefSeq names its product dual oxidase maturation factor 2 (gene DUOXA2). Lineage: Eukaryota; Metazoa; Chordata; Mammalia; Chiroptera; Rhinolophidae. Gene Ontology annotation, biological process: protein transport. The record is from RefSeq and is a predicted model, not a curated record. Bases 111 to 1079 code for a protein of 322 amino acids. Gene Ontology annotation, cellular component: endoplasmic reticulum membrane. The transcript has 6 exons.
GGGUUGCACCCUUGCACGCAACGGGCAGGAUAAGAAGAAGUGGAACCCGGGCUCCGACAUCAAGGACGCGCUCUCCCUGCACAAGCAGACUUAGCUCGCCGGGCUGCAGCAUGACUCUCUGGGAUGGCGUGCUGCCUUUUUACCCCCAGUCCCGGCAUUCAGCUGGCUUCAGCUUCCCGCUGCUCGUCGUCAUUCUGGUGUUUUUGAGCUUGGCCAUCAGCUUCUUGCUCAUCUUGCCCGGGAUUCGUGGCCACUCGCGCUGGUUCUGGUUGGUGAGAGUUCUUCUAAGUCUGUUCAUAGGCGCAGAAAUUGUGGCCGUGCACUUCAGCGCAGAAUGGUCAGUAGGUAGGGUGAGCACCAACACAUCCUACAAGGCCUUCAGCGCAGCGCGCAUCCGAGCCGACAUCGGUCUGCAUGUGGGCCUGGAGGGAAUCAAUAUCACACUCAAAGGGACCCCAGUGCAGCAGCUGAACGAGACCAUCAACUACAACGAGCAGUUUCGCUGGCGCCUGGGCGAGAACUAUGCGGAGGAGUACGCGGAAGCGCUGGAGAAGGGGCUGCCUGAUCCAGUUCUCUACUUGGCGGAGAAGUUUAGCAGGAGCAGCCCCUGCGGGCUCUACCGCCAAUACCGGCUGGCGGGACACUAUGCUUCGGCCACGCUGUGGGUGGCGUUCUGCCUCUGGCUCCUCUCCAACGUACUGCUCUCCAUGCCCGUCCCGCUCUAUGGAGGCGUGUCGCUCCUGGCCACCGGCACGUUCGCGCUCCUGUCUGUCGUGGUCUUCGCCUCCAUCGCCAGUGUGCCGCUCUGUCCUCUCCGCCUCGGCUCCUCUGCGCUCACCACUCACUACGGUGCCGCCUUUUGGAUCACGCUGGCCACCGGGGUCCUGUGCCUCCUCUUGGGAGGGGCCGUGGUGAGUUUCCACUAUGCUUGGCCCAGCGCUCUUCGUACCUUCUUGGACCUAAACGUCAAGGACUGCGGUAACCACUCAAGAGGGCGCUCGCCUCUCAAUUUCCAAAACUCAAUAAUAAUACACAAGCAAUUCGGGGCCUCGGACUCAACGAUCAGUACUAACCUAUAAAAGAGACUCCUACUCCGCCUCGGUCACCAGUAGGCUGGGAGCAGUGCUCCGGGAGCCGCGCUGCGCUGCUGGAGUCCAGAGAAAGGUGGGCAGCCUCAGAUA